Molecule: messenger RNA, 9173 nt
Organism: Prorocentrum cordatum
Lineage: Eukaryota; Dinophyceae; Prorocentrales; Prorocentraceae
Source: the annotation of a GenBank genome assembly
CUCGGGGCAUUCCGCCGCUCCCGGUCGAUCCAGACACCCUCGCGUUGGCUGCGGCCCUGCUGUUGCGUGGGCAGUACCGCAGUGGUGUUUUGUACUUGUCGUGCAUCAAGCGGCAGCACGUCAAGGCUGGGCACGAGUGGUCGGGGCAAAUGGCGCAGAUCUUCGGCGACGCUAAACGGGCCAUCCUUCGUGGACUCGGCCCCGCCAAGAGGGCAGAGCCGCUGCCGCUGGAGCAGUACGUAUCCGACGAUUUCAAGGCUAACGUCGCUGUUGCAGCGAGGCCGGAGUGGCCUGCUGCGGGAGUGGACGCAGCCGUGGUUGCGUGCGCAUGGCUGCUCCGCGAAGUGGAGAGCAGCUCGGCCUUCCUCAGGUCAGUGGAGCUCUUCGAGGCCGAGGGGGGGGAGGACGUUGUCGACGCAUCCCGGAGGCAUCGGGAUACGCAGUGUCGAGCUGAUUCCACCGAAGCCCAUAAUUGGCCGCUCCUCGUGGGCACGUUCGGCAGGCCGCUCACAAAGGCAUCGGUCGUGGCAUUCUACAAGGGGCUCACAGAGGCGGUCGGAGGGCGCAUUGAGCAUGUGUCGGGCCACUCUGCGAGAGUGACGGGUGCGCAGCGCGUGGCCAAAGUCCAGGCCGUUUCGGAGGAUGUUGUGGAGCGCAUCGCAGCCACUGUCCUUUCAAGGCUCAGGGACCCCGCCGGCUCGGACAAGGAGCAGUUCGAGGCCCUUGUUCGGAUCGUCGACGAGAAGUGCGACCAGGUGAGAGACGACGUGGCCGUCAUCACGGGCACCAAGCAGCCGGAGUACGUCGCUUGCAACGGUGGGCAGUUCCACAUGGUGUUCUCUCCCCAGCGGACCUUCUGCGGAUGGUCAUGGAGCAUCUCCGACUACGAGCCUAUCCUCAAGGAGCAGUGGGACAGUGCGCCCUGCGCAGGGUGCAUCGAACGGAAGAGAUUGAUUGGCGUGGCGUGUGUCAAGAGAUCCGUUGAGUACGUCUCCGUGCAAUUGCUGAGCGUCACCGGGGAGAUCGGAGACGAAGAUCGGCCCCUGACGCCAGACCCGGGCCAGCUGGGUGUCAGCAAGCGAGGGUGGGAGACCCGGGUCCAGGAGUGGCGCAAUAGCGUUUCGCGGCUCCUCGAUGCAGUGCCAGUGUUCGCGACUGCGAUGUCGGCGGCACUGGCGUUUGGUCUCUGGGUCGAGCCAUCGCUGCCUGCCGUGCCUGGCGUCGACUUCCUCCUGCUGGAUGGCAACUGCAUCCUGCUCGCGUACAGCGUUCUUACUGGAAAUUUCCACGGGUGCGUCAAUUAUUGUCGACGGUUUCCUGUUCGUCGCGGCUCGGUGCGCCAGUGCUGCGAUGUCGCCAAAUAUUUCGGAUUUACUUUCGUUCUCGUGCCCGCGGGAGAUGCGCUGCCCGGGAGACGCGGGCCUCCUCCUGGGAAGUACCUUUUUCAUUUUCGGAACCAUUGCCGCGCGGUGGCCGUCCUGCCGGACAUUGACGCGUCGGUCGUUUGGAGAGGCAUCAGCCACCAUUUCCCGCCGACCGCGCACUGGAUGCACUACGCGAACAACCUCGGGGGCGAGAUGGUCCUCAUCAGCGACCCGCUGGGGGCAGCGGGCCACGGGGGAGAAGGAACCUACGCGUGCCUCAGUCGGGCGUUAAAUGCGCUGGGGCCCCGCGUGCCGACUGCUGUCCACGGCCCAUUCCGCGCUCUGGAGCACGGGAAUCAAUGGUUGGUGGACCAAGGCUGGAAGUUGAUCCGGCAGGCGCGGGGCCCCACGGGCCCGGGGCGUUACGUCAAGUGGGAGCCGCUCCUGGACGACGAAGGACGACCCAAAAGAGUUGGCCAUUUUACAGUGGCUUUCUUGCGGUCAGUCGGCGUCGCUGUAAUCGAUCAUGCGCGCGGGCUGCCAGUGGUCCGCGAGUGGCGCACGCGGGGCGACAUCCCCGGCGUUGAGCGGCACAAGUGGUUCAAACUAGUUGAGCUCGGUGCCGACGAGCGCAGCCCCGAGCACAUCCGCGUUCUCCCCAGGGGAACAAGCGCGGACAUCAUCGAAUCACAUCGCCUCGACGCGCUCAUCCGUCGACGUGAUUCGCGAAAGCGGGCCAGGGAGCAGGGGCCAGAGUUUCGCGCUCCCGCGCUCGCGCCGCGGCUGGUGGCGCGGGUGGCAGGGAACCGCGAGGAGGCCCUGCGGCUCAGGGCGCUGCUUUUGUUUCGCCCGAUGCCGCCAGUGGGGUGGCCUGGCGUUGAAGUGCCCGAGGAGCCGCGCGAUUUCUUCCAGGAGCUCCCGCGCCUCCCGAAGAUCCGUCUGCUCGAGCGCCUCAAUGCGCGUCCUCGGGACGCCCGGCUGCUUUUCGUGGAGGAGUCCCACACGUAUUUCAUGGAUGGCUGGCGAACGCACGGAUCUGUCACGGGCUUGAUCCACGAGUACUCCCAGGAGUUCGACGCCCAGGCCGUGAUCCGCAAGAUGCGACGAGGUUGGAAUUGGCCCAGGCCAGAGAAUCUUCGCCACCCUCUUCCGGAAGCCGCAGUUUUAGAACUGCGGGCGAGGCCGGAGGCCGCGCCAUUGCACGCGUUGCUCGCGCGACGCAGUGCCACUGCAUCCGACAUAUGCGCUGCUGCUCAGGUGGCCUUGCGAGCCGCGCCGCAUUUGAUGGACCUGGUGGACGGCCUGGCCCUCGCAGAGCAGGAUAUCAUAGAACAGUGGCGCUUGGGCGGCGCAGAGGCGGCGAGGCGGGGCACGUGGAUGGAUUGGACCUUCGAAGCGCACCUCAACCGCAUUCCAGUGCCCGAUGCUUCAAUCGAAUUUCAAUUAUUUUCAACAUUCUUGUGCUCGCUCAGGGGUCUGGUGGCUUUCCGCACCGAGUGGACUAUCUUCGCAGAACACGAAGGGUUGGCCGGGUCAAUCGAUUUUGUGGCGCAGGACCUCGCGGGCCGCCUGCUCAUCUACGAUUGGAAGCGGUCCAAGAACUUACGCUCGAAGUUCACCCACCAGUGGGGGAGCAUGAAGUACCCGCUGGAACAUUUGCCAAACUGCCAAGGGCAGCAUUAUCGGGUACAGCUCAACAUUUACAAAUGGAUUCUGGAGCGUUACUACGGCGUCCAAGUGGCCUCGAUGUCGGUGGUCUGCCUGCGCCCAGACAAUGGCGACCAUCCAUUCGUUGACGACGCGCCCGAGAUCCCAGAGAUCGAGGACCUGAUGGCCAUUCAGCGUGACAGAUCGAGAGAAUUGCGGGCCAUGGCGUUGGCAGAUACCAGCGAAGUCGACCCUCUUGGUAGCAGUUUGAAGCCAGUCGCAGGGGCGCGCGCCUCGCUUCUCGUGGAUGCGAUCGCUGUCCGCGGCGACAGAGCAGGAUUCGAUCCCGACCCGCGGGGUGGCGUGGACGCAGGGGAUCUCGGCUUUGAUGCAUAUACUUUGCGGGUGGGAGAGAACGAGUCGGGCGCAGCUGAGCAAGGCGCCGAGGAAGAUGCCUCCGACGUCUCCUCAUUCAAGAGACGCCGCCUGAUGAGCGGCGCGCAGACGUCGAAGCAAGAUUAUGAGAAGUUGUUCCAGAAGUGCAGGAAGAAGUCCGAGGGCGGCCUGCGCGGAGUCGCCCAGGACACCAGCGGCCGCGACAGCACCUUCAUCGAGAAAACCAAGCUGAUGAGGAAGUCGGUCGAGGCGAAGUUCCCAUCUUGGAAAAGGGAGGUGCACGAGGACAUGAUUCGCCUGGCGUUCGGGGUUCUUACAACGUACCGCUUGCGUCUCGUUGACCUCUUUAUCCGCGAGUAUGUGUUCUUGAUGUGGAUUAUCCAGGGCGACCUCCACAUGACCGCCCACGAUGGAAAUUGCUGGUUCUACCAGAGCAGCAGCGGCGCCAUGCGACUGUACGAGGGGAUGCCGCCCGAGUCAGCAUUCGGCCGCGUGAAGGAUUACCUGCUGAAGCUAGAAGGAACUUUCAGGUUGAUGCCCGCGGACACCAGGCGGGAGGACAACAGCCUUUUAGAUGCCUUCGGCGCACUCGCCGGUGAGGACUUCGCAACGCUCUGUAAUCAAUGCAGGGACGCUGCUAUCUUCUCGAAAGGUUCUGGAGCGAACAGGAGGCGCCCGGCGCCCGAGAGCGGGGAAGCAGGACCCCCCGCGGCGGGGGCAGAGGAGGCACCGAGCAAGAUUUUGAAUAUCCAUACGGCCGAGGCUAUCAGCAAGAUCUGUAUUCAAUUGCAGAGAUCACUGUUGGAGGGCAAACUCAUACCAUAUUUCGUUGAAUGGUGUGAAACCCCAGACCCUCGAAAUGACCCCCAGUAUGUGCCUGGGUGCAGCUACAGCGACAUCAGCGUUCUGUACGAGAAGACCCGCGGCGGAGAGAUUGUCUCAAAGGUGAACAAAUCCCCGCGGAACAAAAUCUAUUUGUCCAUGCCGCACCCACUGAUGGACUCGGUCGAAGGGGCAAUGUGGGACGAGGUUACAACCUUCUAUGCUCAAUCAUUCUGGAGCAAUUUGAACGUUUUCGAAUGCUUCCAAGCUGCUCGGGCCCUGGCGAAGAGAGGGCUAAAUGUUGACCGCUGCUUCUUUGGCCGCAGCCCUGGCGGGGUUGGGCAAUCUCUGUGCAGCGCGCAUUUGAACGCCGUGUAUGCCCACAACCACAAGUACUUCGACCCGAAUAUAUGGUACGACGACGGCGAGCUGCGCAAGCAGAUCGAGCAGUACGCCGGGUGCAUCAUCAUGACCGGUCAGGAGUCGCCCGAGACCACCAGGCGGAUGCGGGACGACCUGUUCAAGAAGACGGUUUCUGGAGACGGCGUGGCCGGCAGGAGGCCGUGCGGCGUCAUCACCAGGAUACUGGAGUUAAUUGGGUGGACCAGAUUGGACAUGCACAAGCUUCUUCAGUUUUCUGGCGUCACUGAGAAGUCGUUCUGGGCCAUCCUUCGCAGAUCACUCGGGUGGGAGGCGAAGGCUGGCUUUUUCGACGCGGAGUUCUUGAGGGGGCACUACCCUGACCACGAGCUCGACGGCGUGUUUGCCAGGAAGCCGUACUUGAAAAAGGCGCUCGCCAGUCCGCCUGCCGUAGGCGUGGCGCUGAAAAUCCAAGACGGCUUUGAGCGCAACAACAACCGGGAACGCUGCGGGCAGAUCAUCGAAGAGUACGCCGCCCUCGGCGGCGACGGCGGCCGGACCGAGGCCAUGAUGAGAGAGGCCUGCGGCCUGAAGCCGCGCCCCCAAGGCGAGGGCGACAAAUUGCUUGGCUUGCGCUCCGUGAUGGGCCGGGGCGCAGAGGCCCCAGCAACGGCGAAGGACUCGGAGAAGGCCGUCGAAGCGCUACUGCCCGCAAUCACCGAGGAGUGCGUCCUGAGGAAGAAAGACAGCUUGAACUUCACCGCCUUCAAAAGGCUCAAGCUACCAGCGGUGCCAGGGCUCGAGGGUCAUGGCAAGGAGGACGUGUGGAACCUCUUGCGCAAGUCCAGCGUUGUGUUCGCGGUGAAGGCGUGGCCUUCUGGCGAGGGCGCGAUGCCGCGUCCUCCGAUCUCAAAGCCGUUUGCAGAUGAUUGCGACAGGGCCCCGUCGGGAUUGGAGAUGUCGUUCCCUGAGCGCUACGAGAUGGCCACGUUUCGGGAGUACGUUAAUGGAGCAGAGCACAGGAAACACAACGUCGGCAUUCUGCGCGAGCACCUCCAUCUCUCUUUCCCGCGGCUACACGGAGCCAUGAGCAAGGGCCUCGAGGAGGGUGGCAUCGCGCGGCGCAGCGUGGCGUACCGCAGCAUUCUCGCCGAUUUCCGGAGCCGCCGCGUGGCGGCCGAAGUGGCGGCUCAGUCUUGCUCCAGGAGAGCUCUGCAGCAAUUGGUGCCCAGCGCCCCAGACUUCGACAUAUCGAAUUGCAUGUUGUCAUUGACCAAGCAGUUACUUGAGAAGCUUGGCCUGGACAGCUCGCUCCCCGCCCGAUUGAGAGCGUUGCUCGCGAAGUGCGCCGAGCGGCGAGACACGGUGUGCACGGUCGAUCUGGGGGCCACCAAGCAGGAGGGCAAGCGGCUGCUCUCGGAGCUGCUUAGUGGAUCCGCCGCGCGGUACCUGCGUUGGUUGGCCUGCUCAUUGCUACCAGACGUGUACGACCAGAUGAGGAACGACCCGUCGAAAUCGCAUCCAGAGGCGUCCACCUUAUUCUACAUGUGGUCGGCCGUCGAAGACUUGGUGCUCUCGCGUUGGCUUGAUUUUGUUCUGCGGGAGCCUCGGUCGCACGUUUCCUGGCACUACGACGGCAUUCGGGUUCAGAAUCCAGCGGGCGACAUCGACGUGGAGGACUUCUGCGCGCAGAGUCGUGCGCACAUUGCAGCGCAAACAGGGUUCGAGGUGAACAUCCGGCAGAAGAUCCACAAGACUUUCUUCGAGCUGGUGCAGGAGAGCGGACGCCGUCUUGAAGACUGCAGUUCUGACGACGGCAACGACGUGGUUCUGCUGGCGGACGGAAAUUGCAUUAUCCUGGCACGCGCGCGUCUGAGCCCCGACCUGCGGGCCCCAGCAUCGGAGGCGGCGCGCUGUGGCGCCGGAGAACCGGGCAAGUUCAUCAUCCACGCGGAGGACAAUGGGAAGCCGCAUUGCGUUCCUUUUCAUGUUUCGUCUUUGAAUGAAGAUUGCACCUUCUGGAUGGGGCCCGCCAGAUACUCCAUCUCGCUGGCGUCCUUGAGGGAGUGCGCCGCCUCUGCCACAGAUGGGGCAACUCUCGUUACUUUCAGUUUCGAAUGGGACCCAUCGGCGCCAGACGGUCCGGCUCAGGGCACAGAUAAGAAGGCUUCCGGCAAGUUGCUGGAGCUCCGGGCUGGGGCCGGCGGCGAACCAGUCUCGUCUGACAGCACCCCGCUUGGCGAUUUCCUUGCCACUGCAAGGAAGGAGGUGUCCGUUUACUUGGACGGCCUUAGUGGGUACAGCAAGAGAGGGUCUGGCAAGAGUAAGUUCAUGCACUCGCUGGUUGAGCACGUGAAGAUGCACCACCAGAAGCGGGCGUCUUUCGUCCCUUACAAGUGCAACAAGAUGUUCCGCAUUGCGAAGGCCGUCUAUGACAGCGACCAGAUGCGCGGUAUUUCUGGCGAUAAAUAUCUGCAGAGGGCAGCGGCUCUGGCGAGCAAGGGGCUGUCCAAGAGGGCCCACACGCACCUGGACGAGCACAUGGUGCUCGUGUUAGAAGAAGGCGGGCCGAGGUACUACCCGCAAUCGGAGCUGUGCCAGAUGUCCGUUCGCCGCGUCGGCGACUGCUACUCGACGCGGGAGUUCUACAGUCAGCUUUAUAGAGAUGCAUUGUUGUCCGAUGGCCGCGUCGAGCGCGUCAUGAAUGCUGCUUUCCAGCGGUCGGAGUUGGAAGGGGACAGUUUUACUUCGCUGAUGACAAGUCACCAGACUACGUGGCAGAAUAUGAUGGCCGAUGUGUUCCGAGCUCCACAGGCGCGAGAGCACCUCGCCGGCCUGCUGGAGGAGUGCGAAGAUAACGGCGAGUUCCAGUGGGUGUCCAUCGACGGCGCUGCUAAACCCGCAUUUACUCUGGUCGGGCAAGCGUCCUACAGGUCGCCGCGGUGGGUUCGAGAAGAUCAGGCCGUUCCCAUUGAUGAUCAACUUCAUGUAGUUUUGACGAUGCGGGGCCGGACGGGCGCCGUACUGUUGGCGACGCCUGUUCAGACUGAGAAGACCGAAAACGUACGCAGUGCUCUUUCAUCGACAUUCUCGGCAUCGCAGCUGGCACACAUCCAGUACCUUGUCACGGACGAUCCGUCGGCAAAGCUGCUCGACGGGCUUCAAGAUGUCUGUGGCAACCUCAAGGCAAUCGCCCUGGACUGCUGCCACCUGGCCAUGGUCUACGAGCAGGCCAACUGGGAAAAUAAGAGUCCAGGGAGCAUUGACAUUCGCAGAAUCGUUGCGAAGCUGGAGGCAAAGUACGGCGCUGGACCUCGCGGAGACUUCUUCGACGGCACGAACGCCGCCGCGUCCACGCGGGGCGAGAAGAUUGCCCGCGGCGGCAUCGGGCGCAAAAGGCUAACUGCGAGGAAAGCAAAGCGGGUCCUGGACGGCAUCGACGUGAGCAAGCCCUUCCAGAGUCGCACCGAAAUCGUGCGAUGCAUAGAGGCCGUUGCCCACGUGCACCACAGGGAGACGAAGAAGACGCUGCCUUCAGGCAAAACGAGGUUGCAGAUGCUCAAGUGCGCCGCCCAACCAGAGAGGCUGGAGUGGAUGCUGAAUGCGGCCCGGAUUCGUUCCAGGAUGACGCGGGAAGAGCGCGUCUUCUUGCCCGCAGGAGCUGGUGAGUUGGUGGGGUUGGUGGAUUUGGUGGAGUUGGUGGAGCUGUCGGAGCUGGUGGAGUUGGUGGAGUUGAUGUUGGUGGCGUUGGUGGAGCUGGCGGAGCUGGCGGAGCUGGUGGAGUUGGUGGAGUUGGUGGGGUUGGUGACGUUGGUGGAGUUGGUGGAGUCUUACUUUGCAGUAUGUGGGCCUGUGGAGUCUCACUCCACCAACUCCACCAACUCCACCAACUCCACUAACUCCACCAACUCCACCAACUCCACCAGCUCCGCCAGCUUCACCAACUCCACCAACUCCACCAGCUCCUGGAGUUGGUGGAGCUGGUGGAGCUGGUGGGGGCUGGUGGGGCUGCUGGAGCUGGUGGAGUCGGUGGAGUUGGUGGAGUUGGUGGAGUUGGUGGAGUUGCACGGCGCCCUGGAGAUGGCGCGCGCGCGGCUGCAGCUGGGCGAGACGCUGCUCGCUUACCUGCGCGCAUUGUCUGCAGACCAGAGCGCGCUACGGAGCUUGUGUAAGUGGCCGGGCAUCGAGGCUAACCUGGGCAAGUGCUGCCUGUUGAACCGAGGCACGCCCCUGGGCACCGAAGCGUCCGCGGCUUUGCGGACGCAGAAGAGGACGGACGAGGGGCGCAGCUCCCCACGCGAUCUCCCCAACUUGCCGAACCUUGGGUGCGCUUGGGAGCUGCUGUACUGCGCGGUGCCGCGGUGCAACCACGUCCUGCUCACGCUGCCUACGUCGCUGUCGCGGCCCUACGCCGAGUUCCCCGACCGCGGGCUGCAGGAGGCGCUCCACAGCCGGCUCGACCUCAACCCUGGGCCAGUUGACGCAGAGAGACCCUUCCGAGCGAGCUCGCUACCACUUGGCCUCGGGGGCCUCGGACUGAGGUCCGCCGCGCGCGCGGCCCAGUGCGCGCACUUGGCGUCCUAG